Messenger RNA from Ctenopharyngodon idella (grass carp), 2757 nucleotides. Its product is annotated as caveolin-2-like. The record is from RefSeq and is a predicted model, not a curated record. Gene Ontology annotation, molecular function: molecular adaptor activity. Gene Ontology annotation, cellular component: caveola. Gene Ontology annotation, biological process: caveola assembly. The coding region runs from base 954 to 1517 and encodes 187 amino acids. Lineage: Eukaryota; Metazoa; Chordata; Actinopteri; Cypriniformes; Xenocyprididae. The transcript has 3 exons.
CCAGUCUUUGGUGUUUUGAGGUUAGUAUAACAGUAAAAUGAGCAUACAGAAUAAUUCAUUUCAUCUGUGUUUGAGAUAUAAACUUUUUUCACUACCACUUCAAAACUAUCAUUAUGCACAUGUAGAUUUUCCUCAAGGUUCAAUACCACCAUUGACCUUCAGGCCUCCUCAAAUGGCCUGACCUUUACUACUCAACAUAGACGCUUCUUUCACUCCCAGGCCCAGCACAACAAGGACACAGCACUCCUCAUUUCGUAGGCAGUGCCCUUUCAUUUCCCCUGUCCUUCACUCUUUUUUUUCUGUGCACCUCCCUUCAUUUGUUUUUGGUGUCAGUGUUAAUUUUAAUGCGUCUGUCUCCAGUCACACCAUGGCUGCAAAAACUAUUUAGACACUUAACACUUGUUGAACAAUUGUUUUUGCAUUGGAUUAAAAAAAAAUCAAAUCGGUCAGCAUUUGCUUACAAUCACUUUUCAAGAAAAAAAAAGUACAAAAAUGUGUUGGUUUAAUAUAGUAGAGAUAUAUAAUAGAUUUACUGUUAGCAUUUAUAAAUGUUUUACAUUUAUUAAAUACAAUGCACAUCGAUGCAAAGAAAUUCAUAUAAUUUUUUACACGUUAUUUAAGUGUCCAAAUACUUUCCGCAAGCCACUGUAUAAUCAACACUGAAGUCCAAACUCAUUCAAUGGAAAACAUUUACUCAUCCAACUUUCCUUUCUAACCCAUUCCACCAUUUCAGCCAAUGCCAAUUAACUAACCUCUGCCAAAGUAAAUCAUUUUCUAUUUGAUGUCAGUUGUCCUCUUGGAAAGCUAUUUUGGAUGGUGAUGAGGCUGCACAAAUAUUUCUGCUAUGUCCCAUCUUGGUGCAAGUGACUCCCUUAUUGUGAUCUUUUUGCUCUCAGUAUGUCCACAGGAAGCCUUCAAGAUAAUCACACACAAACACGCACAUACUGCACACAAUGGACCAGGGAGCACCUCCAAAGGACAUCGCUAUAGACAUAGAGAUAACUGAGGAGGAGGAGGAGGAGGUGUCUUCACUCUUGGAUCAGCGUGAAAUUAAUCCUAAUGAUGCUCCUGAUGUUACAGAAGCACAAACAGAAGGACAGGAUUCAUUGGCUGCUCACAGUAACACAAAGGCUCUCAUCAAGGACAGGGACCCAAAGGGAAUCAACAAGUAUCUUGAGGUGACCUUUGAAGAUGUGAUAGCGGAGCCUGCAUCAGUGAACAGCUUUGAUAAGGUGUGGCUGUGGAGUCAUGCUCUGUUUGAGGUGUCCAGACUCUGGUUUUACCGCAUAAUUUCCCUGCUGCUCGCGGUGCCGGUGGCUUUGGUUGCAGGUGUUCUCUUUGCUGUCCUCAGCUGUCUACAUAUUUGGCUGAUAGUUCCCAGUGUGCAGCUCUUGGUCAUAAACCUGCACUGGAUAAAGAUGAUCUGGCAUAAUGUGCUGAACACUGCAAUCUCCCCUUUCUUCAGAAGCUUUGGGAAGUGCUGGGGAUUCAUCAGAAUUAGUUUGGAAAAAUAUUAACCACAUUACAGAACUAAAGAAUCAGCUUUUAAAGGCAAAGGAUUCCAGAAAUAAAUGGUAUAAAUACAUAUACAUGAUUUACAUGUAUGUCUCUUCAGUUUCAUGUAAUGUUGGACAUGCAAAUGCAAUUGACUUUUUCUUUUUAUUAAUUGUAGAGGUUUUUUCAAACCAGUAAGACAAAGUUCAUUUUUUGUAACAUUUUUCAGCUUCAUGCAAUUAUUUUAAUGUUUCUUUUUUUUUCUUUUUUUUUUUAGAAUUGUACAGUGAGUUACCUGUAAAAAGAAGAAGGGGCCGGAGAUUUUAGAAGAAUAGAGAUAAUAAUAAUAAUAAUACACAAUUCUAACAUUUUCAGUACUUGAUACUGAUUACUUGCCUAAAAAUUAAUUAUUUUGGUGAUUAGAUGCAUUAAUUCCAUAAUAUUAAUAUAAUAAUACAAACUUUUACAAUAUACUGAUGUAUAAUUAUUAAUUAUGUUUAUAAAUAUAAUUAUAUAAUACUGAUUUAUAAUUAUUCAUAAUUUAUUUGCUUGAUGAUACUGAUUACUUGCCAUAUAGUUGCUAAUAAUUAAUUAUGUUGGUGAUUAGAUGCAUUAAUUUAAGAACUAAUUUUACAGUGAUCAUCAUGCCUGUGAAUAUUAGAAUAUUCAACCACUGUAAAUUGUGCACAUAAUGUAUUUUUGUUGUUGUAAACGCUUUAAUUAGACAAGUGGCUAUAGGCUCAAAAUAAAGGAAGUGUGCACAGCAAGACUAAAAGAUGGACCAUGUAGUUGUACAUCAUGCAAACAUACACAUGUAUUCGCAACAAAUUCUGACUGGGGGUGAAAACAGGAUAAAAGUUAUUGUGAGAGUAUGUGCUCUGAUUGACAGUUACAUGACUAAAAGGUGACUGUAAAUUUCUGUGGUAGCCUUUUUAAACAGAUACACAAUCAGUCUCCAAAAGGCACAUUUGCAUACCAAUGAUGCUUGCAUGAUCAUCCCAUCUACUUUCUUUGUCAGCUUUUUAAUAGUAGUCAUCAUUUGUACCAUAGUUUAUGAGAUAUUAUGUAUAAAGCCGAGCUGAUGCAAAUCCUUGGUUCACACUUGGGACACCAAAAUUGCUGGAAGAGCUGAUGAGCAUCAACAAUUUUUUUUUUUUUUUUUUACAAAAUAAAAACAAUACAUCUCUUUAGGCAAAAGCUGCUCAUGGGAGUUAUCUCAUCCUCUUUCUUUCUCAUGCAUGUUUCAUCUAGAAAAUCACUUGU